Molecule: messenger RNA, 2898 nt
Organism: Capronia epimyces CBS 606.96
Lineage: Eukaryota; Fungi; Ascomycota; Eurotiomycetes; Chaetothyriales; Herpotrichiellaceae
Exons: 2
Coding region: 1-2898 (965 amino acids)
Biological process (GO): intracellular protein transport; vacuole organization; endosome organization
Cellular component (GO): endosome; HOPS complex
Molecular function (GO): protein-macromolecule adaptor activity
Source: RefSeq, a predicted model, not a curated record
AUGGCGCUCGAUCUAGACGCGGGUUAUGUGGCUCCCGGCCUCGGCCUCGCCCAUGGUGGUGUCGAGACCACGCUGCCCAUCUUCAAUGUCGAACGGGUCCAGCUGCAGUUCAACAUCGCCUCCGACUUCGUGGCCGCCCAGGUGGCCAACAAUGUCUUGAUCCUCGCCCUCGCCACCGGACGCAUCCUCCGCAUCGAUUUGGAGAGUCCUUCAGACAUUGACGAUGUCGACCUCCCCAAGAAGACCAGCGAGGUCGGUCUCAUCCGGCGCAUGUUCCUCGAUCCCUCCGCCUCCCACUUGAUCAUCAGCACUACCCUAGGAGAGAACUUCUACCUGCACAGCCAGUCCAAACAGCCCAAAGCUCUGUCGAGGUUAAAAGGAAUCUUAAUCGAGGCCAUCGCCUGGAACCCUUCUCAGCCCACAGCUUCAACACGUGAGAUCCUGGUCGGGGCGACCGACGGCAGUGUCUACGAGAUCUAUAUCGAGCCAUCAUCCGAGUUCUAUCGGCGCGAAGAACGGUAUUCCGCACAUGUAUGGAAAACAUCAGAUGGCGCCGUCUCCGGUCUCUGGGCCGAGACGAUUGAAGGGAGACCCGAUCUACGACGAGUGCUGGUGGCUUCGCACUCCCAUCUGUAUCACUGGUUAGGCAAAACCGGCGGCAGAGGCAAGGAGGGUUCCGCGUCAAUAUACGCGGAUCUCUUUGCGAAAGAGGCGCCUGUCAUACACGAGACUACCGGCGCAUCCUCCACCGCGCCGUCAUCCCUAUCUGUGUCACCUGAACCACCGAAUCCUGGAGCUGACCCCGACCGCAGUUUUGCCUGGCUCUAUUCUCAAGGCGUUCUCACCGGCAAGCUGUUGACCUCACCCGCGAUAUCCAGUCUCGGAACCCAAAUAUUCAGCGACGCAAAACUUCACCCCCGCGCCAUUUUCCCCGAGACAGUGUCUGCUCGUGGAGGGCGUAAACUCAUCCAAGAUCCAAUUGUUUCGACGAUUUUGUCCCAGUGGCAUGUUUUAGCUCUCGCCGAAGGGCGGGUCGUCGCCGUCAACCGGGUGGACGGAAGCGUGGUCUAUGACCAAGCCGUGCUGGAACCGGGCCAGAGUGCGCUCGGACUGGUGGCAGAUAUAAAAAAGAACACUUACUGGCUCUUCACCAAUCAGGAGAUCUUCGAGGUGGUGGCCAACGAUGAAGAACGAGAUAUAUGGAAGAUUAUGCUGAAAAAUCAAGAUUAUGACGCUGCUCUCCGAUAUGCCAAAGACGCCGCUCAGAAGGACUCUGUCGCGACGGCCUCAGGCGACUUUCUCGCCAGCAAAGGACAAUACCUUGAUGCGGCGAACGUGUGGGGAAAGAGUAGUAAAGCAUUCGAGGAGGUGUGCUUGUCUCUCGUCGACCACGGCCAAGACGAUGCUUUGCGCAAGUACUUGAUCGCCAAAUUGGGAUCAUACAAGAAGUCGUCCAUCAUGCAACGAGUCAUGAUCGCAACAUGGCUAGUCCAAAUCUUCAUGGCCAAGCUCAAUUCUCUCGAUGAUACGGUAGCGACCAAGGCCGAGCUGUCGGAAGACACGGAUGCUGGGGGUGCAAAGCGAGAUUUGGAACAGACCCGAGCGGAAUACCAAGACUUUGUAACCAAGCACAAGUUGGACCUCGAUGCACAGACGGUAUACGAGGUCAUUUCAAGUCACGAUAGAGAAGAGGAACUGCUCUUCUUCGCCAACAGCAUCCCCGACUACGAUUAUGUCCUGUCGUAUUGGGUGCAACGAGAAAAAUGGACCGAAGCGCUGUCGGUGCUCAACAAGCAGACCAAUCCGGACACGUUCUACCGCUACAGCAACGUGCUGAUGACCCAUGUAGCCACUGGAUUGGUAGAGAUCCUCAUGCGACGGAGCAACAUCGACCCUCAAAGGAUGAUCCCGGCACUCCUGAGUUAUAACGAGAACGCCAACGUGCCUUUGCACCAGAACCAAGCAGUGCGAUAUCUGAAUUUUGUGGUGUCAAACAACUUUGACGUGCCUGCUUCGGUGCACAAUGCACUCAUUUCGAUUAUGGCGUCACAUCCGUCGCCCUCGGAAACCACGCUGCUCACAUAUCUCGAAAGCCAGCCGACUCCUCCGUUGUACGAUGCUGAUUUUGCCUUGAGGCUGUGCAUCCAAAACAAUCGGGUUCAAUCUUGCGUCCAUAUCUACAGUGCGAUGGGACAAUACCAACAGGCGGUCGAACUGGCUCUUCAGCACGACGACAUUGAUCUGGCGGCCAUCGUUGCCGAUCGCAUUGAGGACAACGACAAGGUCAGAAAGAGACUCUGGUUGCUGAUUGCCGAGAAGAAAAUCAAGGAGGCGGCAUCGAUCAAAGAAGCCAUCGGUUUCCUGAAGCGAUGCGAAUUGCUGAAAAUCGAAGACCUGAUCCCCUUCUUCCCGGAUUUCGUCGUGAUUGACGACUUCAAAGAGGAGAUAUGCGAGGCACUGGAGGAAUAUUCGCGACACAUCGACAGCCUCAAGCAAGAGAUGGACCUGUCGCAGCAUACCGCCGAACAGAUCAAGGCGGAAAUCGCCGCGUUGGACCACCGAUACGCCAUCGUGGAAGCAGGGGAACGGUGUUGGAUCUGCACGUUGCCGGUCUUGAGCCGGCAGUUCUUCGUCUUCCCGUGCCAGCACGCAUUCCACAGCGACUGUCUAGGCAAACGAGUGCUUGAGACGUCGGGCGCCAGCCGAAGAAAGAGGAUCAAAGACCUGCAGACCGAGGUGAAUCAAGGGUUGAGCGUAGGAGUUCAGCGACAGAAGCUGGUCCAAGAGCUGGACGGCCUGGUUGCCGACCAGUGCGUGCUGUGUGGAGAGUCGGGCAUCAAGCAGAUUGACGAGCCUUUUAUCCAUGCAGAUGACGACGUGGAUGCGUGGGCGAUAUGA